UUCCGUUUCCUACCCACUUUCUUCUUAUCAAAGAAAGAUCUUUCUCUCGCUCUCUCUCGGUUUAAAUUCAGUCAUUAAAUUUAUCAUUACAAAAAAAUCAAAAUCCCUUUUCGGUCCCUCUCGCGUCGGAUUAGAACCCCAUUUUUUUUUAGCCAAUUUUGCUUUGCAACUCGAAGGAUCUGAAUUUCGGUCUCACUUUGGAUAAUAACUAUGCUACAUAGGAGUUUCAAGCCCGCCAAAUGCAAAACAGCGUUGAGGCUUGCGGUAUCGCGCAUAAAGCUGUUGAAGAAUAAGAGGGAAGCACAGCUGAAGCAGCUAAAGAGGGAAGUAGCCCAAUUGCUCGAGUCUGGGCAGGACCGGACCGCUAGAAUUCGAGUUGAACAUGUUGUCAGGGAGGAGAAGACAAUGGCUGCAUAUGAACUUAUUGAGAUAUACUGCGAACUUAUUAUGGCACGCUUACCAAUGAUUGAGUCGCAAAAAAACUGUCCCAUUGAUCUGAAGGAAGCAAUUUCAAGUAUAAUAUUUGCAUCUCCAAGAUGUGCAGAUAUUCCUGAGCUCACGGAUAUCCGCAAACAUUUUACAGCUAAAUAUGGAAAAGAAUUUAGCUCUGCUGCUACUGAGUUACGUCCAGAUUGUGGUGUAGGUCGCAUGUUGGUUGAGAAAUUAUCUGCCAAAUCACCUGAUGGUCAGACCAAGAUCAAAAUUUUGACUGCAAUUGCUGAGGAACAUAAUGUUAAAUGGGAUCCUAACUCAUUAGAAGAGAAAGAUACAAGGCCCCCUGAGGAUUUGCUGAAUGGACCAAGCACUUUUGAGAAGGCCAGUAAAUUAUUUGUGGAGCCUCAUGUCCAAGCUCCACCUAAUCAUGAUGACAACAGACCUCCUCCAAAUGUUCAAGCUCCGGUUAAACAUGAUGCAAGGCAUGAUGUAUCUGGAAAUUUCUAUGAGCACAACACAAGAUUAUCACCUCGCUCCCAAAAUUUUGAUUCUGCACAUGGUGGCGCCAAAAAGGACACAGCAUUUGGCACAUUUCAUCCAGAAGCAGGAUCGUCAGGAACUGGGAGUGAAGAGAGAGAAUCUAGGCAUACAUAUUCUGGGGAUGGCAAUGCUUUUUCUUUGGGUAGGAAGAAUUGGAAUAUGGAAUUUAAGGAUGCUACUGCUGCUGCACAGGCAGCUGCUGAAUCUGCAGAGCUUGCAAGUAUGGCUGCCAGAGCAGCUGCAGAACUUGCAAGCUGUUCACAGGUCAAUAGCCAAUAUUCUACGGAAUCACACAAGUCUUCUGCUUAUGGGCCAAGUGAUGAAGGGUCUCAAAAAUAUGCUGGGUCCAAAUUGCAAGGUGAACAUCCUGCCAAACAUCCAGUUAAUAAUGCCUUUCUUGAAAGAAACUCUUGGAGGCAUGGUGAUAAAAUUGAUCGCACUGAGCAAGAUAUCCUGCCAGGAACAGCUGAAAGGUUUUACAGGGAUGAUCAUGAGAACACUGACAAGUCUAGCUGGUCAUCCAUUGAUAAUAACCCAUUGGUUAAUAGUUCCCAAAAUACAGGUAGGUAUUCUCGAAAGAAUUCAUCUGAACUAGAGAACAGUAAUUCUUUAGGUGAAUUGAGUAUGAAGAAGCAAUCCAGCAACAGUGGGUUAGAAAUCGUUAAUGAACCCAAUGAUCGUACGGAAUCUGAGAACGUUGAUUAUAUUGAAGAUGCAAGGCUCAGAAAACAAUCUAGCAGAGCUUCCUCUCAUUCUCAUUCAAGCACUUUUAGUGAUGAUGCUGAUCAGGAACCUUUUGUUAUUGAUGAAGGAAACAUCCCUCGUAACAAUGAGAAGACAAAUUCUUAUGACAAUGCUGCUAUGGUUUAUGAUGAAUAUGGUUCGGAUGAUGAUGUUGGGAACGAGUUUAAGGGACAAGAAUUUAGUUUGUAUUUUUCAUCUCCAGGUAGAAAAUCACAGGCAAAUCUGUUAGAGAAUACAAAUGCUUGGAGCCCCAGGAAAAACAUUGAUGAGCUAUUUGGAAAGUCCAUUUCCCAAUCACAUUCUUCCAGCGAGCUUGUAUUUUCUGAAAGUUUGAGAAGUUCUACGGUUCCUUCACAACCAAACGAUUUCUUGCAUUCUUCCUACGAGCGUCAUUCUUCUCCUGUAUUUUCUGGAAGUUCGAAAAGUUCUACGGUUCCUUCACAACCACAUGAUUUUGUGCAUGCGACUUAUGAUGAUUCAGAUGGCCAGAGUUCAGAUGGUGAAGAGGAGCUGGAGAAAUCAAAGCUUGUUGGGAAUACGGAUCCUAAUAUGUAUCCUCGCGAACAGAUUGUUUACUCCAGAAAUUCUGAGCUGAGCAAGAGUGCAAGUCAUGAGUUAAUAGCAUCUUCAUCUGCAGAGAAGGAACAUGUGGCAUUUAACAGAAAGCCAUGGUCGCCACCCUCUUCAGUUGAUUUGGAACCCAUGGAAGAACGCCUCGAGACAAACCAAGCAAAGGAAUUUUGUGGUGUAUCUGAUAAAAAGUUUGGUUAUGGUGACCAGCCAUCUCCAAAACUUAAAAAAUGGGGAUCAGAUUUGAGCAUUGAGGACAAGGAGCAGGCACCACCAUUACCUGAUACUUGGAAAGAUAAUGAACUACUUAAGGAAUCUAGUUUAGAAAGUGGUAGCGAGUUGAACUUUGGAAAAUUGACAGGAGGCCUUCGAAAUAAGGGUUUGAGGCGUCCACCUUAUACUAGAAGUCCAUCAGGUAAUGCUUCAUCAUUCAAACAAGCCUCAGGCGAUACUUCUUCGAAGAUUGAGCAAUCCUCUUCUCCUGCAACGGUCAGGGCUACAAUUGGUCCUGAUGCUCGCAAUCAAGAGCCAUACAAUCAGAAAGUGAUUUUAAAACAAAGUAAAGAGCUAAGCACUAGAACUCGAUCCCGAGCCCCAGCCCCGGUUUCAUCUUCUGAUUCUGAUAAUGAUGAUUCAGAGGAACCCACACAGCAGACUAUUAGCAGUAGUCGACAGACGUACAAUCAGAAAACAGGCACUAAAGUAAAUCAAAAUUCAAGCCCAAGGGUCCCAAUUACAUAUUUUGAUGCAGAUCCUAGCGAUUCGGAGAAAGAUCUUCCUAAACAAGCUUCCAUCAACAAUGCUCGUCCAAUUUCUGGAUUUUCUCGACGGACAAAAGCCUCUUCUCCAAAUACCAGUAGGAGUUCUUAUUUGAAGGCUAAGGGUAUAUCUGAGGCAUCGUCAACUCCGGAAUACAGAGCAGAAAGGAAACCCUCUUCAACGAGCUUCUAUGCUACUGAAGCCUCACAAAAACCCUUGCCUCAGACCAAGAGCUCAGAUCAGUUUGGAAGUUCUGAGCAGCGUCGAUCAGUAGAGCAGGCAUCUAAGCCAAUACCAGAAUCCAAGAAGUCCUCGAAUGGGGGAAGUUUAAAGUCAUCCACUAUGAAACAUCCAUCUGGUUCUCUUCCAAAGAUAUCAACAUCACGUAGCGCUGAUAUUUCCAAGUCUUCCAGUUCGGAGUUUCCAUCUACUGAAAAGGCUAGUCAUGUUCAUCCAAAACUUCCUGACUAUGAUGCCUUAACUGCGCACUUCGAGUCUCUCCGACAGAAUCGCUAAUAUAUUUAGUUGCACAUAUGAUGUAGGUAUUUAUACGUGCUUUGUAAUUAUUGUUUUGAUCUGAGAAUCCAGUGAACUUGGUUGGUUAUAGGAUGUGUUAGAUGAAAGUUUCCUGUCCAAAAACGCGCUAGUCAAAACAGUCAUAUAAUUUUUGUGUCUAUUUUUUAUUUUUUUUGAAGGGAUAUAGGGGUUCAUUUGUUUGAAAAUUGAUGUAACGUAAUAAAAUGUCUUGUUUUGGUUGA
Alnus glutinosa is the source of this 3806-nucleotide messenger RNA. RefSeq lists its product as uncharacterized. Gene Ontology annotation, biological process: protein transport. Bases 211 to 3564 code for a protein of 1117 amino acids. NCBI's taxonomy places the organism in Eukaryota, Viridiplantae, Streptophyta, Magnoliopsida, Fagales, Betulaceae. The transcript is spliced from 7 exons. The record is from RefSeq and is a predicted model, not a curated record.